AUGAAGUUCUUAUCCACUGACAAGACUAUCAUCAUCUUUAUAUUGUCUCCACAAAAUGAUAUCGUUAUGAAUUCAGAAUCAACAAACAAGCCUUUAGAGUGCGUCAUGAGUGCUUUAAAAGAACUGUUUAUGUUUCCAUCCAUUAAACGUUCAUCAAACGAAUUAUGCAAUGGUUCGAAUGUUGUUAUGAGCUUUGAGUUAAUUAUUCAAAUAUCUACAGAUAAUCCAACAUUUAAUCUUCCAUUGGAUGUAAUAAAUCAAGAGCUUGAUGUUCUAUGA
Molecule: messenger RNA, 279 nt
Organism: Clunio marinus
Lineage: Eukaryota; Metazoa; Arthropoda; Insecta; Diptera; Chironomidae
Source: the annotation of a GenBank genome assembly